AUGAUCAUAAAUCUCAGCCCUGCUGCCGCCGCUGAUGUGGCCGUUGCGGAGAAAAUAUCAGUUAACGAAGCCACUCCAAUCAAGAUACAGUCUACAAUCGUGGUGGCUUUUCCGGCCGAUGACAUGACGAUGCCUUCGACGCCACCUCCUCGGUAUCCCCUCAACUUGCAGGGCGGCGGCGGGGCCCAGGAGCGCGAGGGAUUCAACUUUGGAGUGCGUGGCAGCGAGAACGUGUGGAGGAGCGACAACGGGCGGCACGAGAUCGACGUGAACGUCGGAUAUGCCCAGCGCUUGGGCGGACAGUGGGGCAACUCGGAGCCCAGCUACAGCGUUGGCACCAACUACCGCUACAGAUGGUAAACACCUCCCUCUCCUCCACCUUUGUA
This is a messenger RNA of Drosophila miranda, 386 nucleotides long. RefSeq names its product diptericin A-like. The coding region runs from base 1 to 360 and encodes 119 amino acids. The record is from RefSeq and is a predicted model, not a curated record. The transcript is spliced from 2 exons. Lineage: Eukaryota; Metazoa; Arthropoda; Insecta; Diptera; Drosophilidae.